UGGCGUUACGUCACUUCUGUCCUGCGCUCGACGAGCGGGUAGCCUGUGCUGACACUUGUCUCUGUGGUACGGGGAGGUCCGUCUUGCGAAAUGGCAACCUGCACUAAAACCGAAAAAAUCCAGUUGCAUGUCCCGAAGUUGGAAGAGCUGUGUGAAGUGCUACAGAAUGGACUAAAAAGCAACUUUGCUGACGCCCAAAUUACUGUGGUGGAAUGCCCAGACCUCUCCCAGGACCCAUUUAAUUUUCCUGCUAAGGGACUGUGCGGUAGCCCGCGGAUAACGGAUGUUGGAGGUGUCCCUUACUUGAUUCCUCUAGUACAACUGGACAAGGUGUACGACAUGAACGCAGUCGCUAAGGCACUCGAGCUGCCAGGGGCGUUCAUACUGGGCGCGGGUGCGGUUUCUUCAAAGAGCGUGGGCAUGAACGCUGAACUGAUGCCCCUGGUCGUCACCGCAAGUGAGGGGAAGUUGGCAGUGAAUGGCAGCUAUUUAGCGUCUAUUAACCCGGCAGACGGUAAAUGCCUGCAGGAGAAGUACAGCGAUAAGUACAGAGACUGUGAUUUUGGACUUCUGGGCAACCUCUAUGCAUGUGAGGGCAAGCCGGGAAAGGUUUUGGAGGUGAAGGCUAGCAGGAGAACAGGAGAGUACAGUCUCGUCACAUGUUUGAGGAAGACUUUGGAGAACCACUACAGUGAUAAAAGCCUGGCAUUGGGAGGAACGUUCAUCAUCCAGAAAGGCAAAGCCAAGAUCCAUAUUAUGCCACGGGAAUUCUCCUCUUGUCCCCUCAAUAGUAAUGAAGAUGUCAACAACUGGCUUAAACACUUCAUUGUGAGCGCCCCACUCGUCUGCCAGUCUGUGUUGGUGUCCAGAGACCCUGACUUGGAUUUGCGCGUGGAGCACACUCACUGCUUCAGUCACCAUGGAGAAGGUGGGCACUACUAUAUAGACACCACGCCUGAUAUCGUGGAGUACGUGGGUUACUUCCUCCCAGCUGAGUUCGUCUAUCGCAUCGAUCGGCCGGAGAUGACUCACAAAACUGGACGGGACUGAAAAUAAACAGAAAGAACUUUAUGGAAAGUCACAUUCCCUCUUUUAUAGAUGAGCGUAAUUUUAAAAUGAUUCAGAGUUACUGGAGCUCCCUCUAAUGGUCAGUGUGAAAUAUUUUCACUGCUUUGCCAUUGAUCAUUUCUGAAUAUUGAUGAGAAAUCCUUCUUAAUGUUUCUAAAUCAGCUUAUACCUUUGUGAGCUUUCAAGGCAAAGAAUAUCCUUUUUCCGUGGGUCCUUGACUAUUUAUAGUAUAAUGGGUUAGCCCUAUUCCCAUCUCCAGUGCAUCACACCUACAUUCUUUUCUUUUCCUUCUGCUUUGCAGUUGUUUCGCAGUGUUAAGUGUUCCUUCUUUUGUAGUUUCUUGUUUGGAAAAUGCAAGAUACCCUGGUUUCUGCUGAUGCGAAGCAUGGUGUACCAUUAUUGUCAAAUUUAUUUCUUAGUAGAUGUUCAAGAAGGUUUUGACCAUAUUGCCAGAUCCAGCUUGCAUUCUUUUCAUAUCAUGGACUCUUGUUCCUUGAAUUUUCACAUUUGAACUUCAAGCUCUUGUAAACUAUUCCCUAGAAAAUCAAAACUAUGUUACAUUAUUUACAUAUACAAAAAUUGAUGAACAAAGAUCGAUCACUCAGUCUUCCUCUUUACCUCAGCAGCCAUUGGUGGAGGUUUGUGUUCUGCUGGGAUGAUUUGUCAUGUGAUAUGUCAGGAAGAAGUGGUUUGAUGGUGCAAAGUCAUGACUGAAACCUUUUCCUGUUUCAUUUCCUUUUCAACAUUUCGAAUAGGCCUUUUUCCAAAUCCAAUUUCAAUGAUUUUUGUCCCAGAUACAUUUGGAUAUUAAUUUGUAUUUUUUUGCCUCAGUAUCUAAGGAAAAUUUUUCAUUCUUCCGUUUGGGGAAAAAAUAAAUUUACAAGAGUACAAGCACAAAUGGAUUAUA
Messenger RNA from Paramormyrops kingsleyae, 1975 nucleotides. RefSeq names its product chromosome 6 C11orf54 homolog (gene bkgd). The record is from RefSeq and is a predicted model, not a curated record. Gene Ontology annotation, molecular function: hydrolase activity, acting on ester bonds; zinc ion binding. Gene Ontology annotation, cellular component: nucleus. NCBI's taxonomy places the organism in Eukaryota, Metazoa, Chordata, Actinopteri, Osteoglossiformes, Mormyridae.